Messenger RNA from Sclerotinia borealis F-4128, 954 nucleotides. Lineage: Eukaryota; Fungi; Ascomycota; Leotiomycetes; Helotiales; Sclerotiniaceae. The record is from the annotation of a GenBank genome assembly.
AUGUCGACACAUCAAGAGAAUACUACUUCAAAGGGAUUCGAAAGAUUUGACCCAACUUUUACUACCAAUGUCAUCAAAUCUAUUGGUCCUAAGACUGAUGCCCGUUCAAGACAAUUGAUGGGCUCUCUCAUCCAACAUAUCCACGACUACGCACGAGAGAACGAACUCACAAUUGAUGAAUGGUUGACCGGAGUCAACUUCGUCAAUACCAUUGGACAAAUCAGCACUCCCACCAGAAAUGAAGGUCACCGCAUUUCCGAUGUUCUCGGCUUGGAAUCAGUCGUUGAUGAAAUCGCACACCAUAUUAUGACCGAAUCUGGCGAGACCCCCACCUCCUCCUCAAUUCUCGGCCCAUUCUGGAGCCCCAACGCCCCAUUCCGACCACUUGGCGGUAGCAUCAUGCAGGACCCAGUACCAGAAGGUGGCCAGACUACUUUGAUGCACGGAACCGUUACCGAUUUAGUCACCAAGAAGCCAAUUGUAAACGCAGUCGUUGACAUCUGGCAAGCGUCUGCCAAUGGAAAAUACGAUUUCCAAGACCCUGAUAACCAAUCCGAUAAUAACCUGAGAGGAAAGUUCAAGACCGACGAGAACGGAGAAUAUCAUUUCUAUUGCCUGCACCCAACUGCAUACUCUCUGCCAACCGACGGACCCGCUGGUGUUCUUUUGAAUUUUCUUGAUCGUCACCCAAUGAGACCAGCUCACAUUCACUUGAUGAUCUCAAACGAAGACUAUAAGCCAGUAACAACACAAAUCUACCCCAACACCGACCCAUACCUCAUCACCGAUACCGUCUUUGCCGUAAAGCCAGAUCUCGUCGUUGAUUUCAAGCCCCGCCAUGGCGACCCCAAGGCAGAAUUGGAUCUCGAAUAUAACAUUAUCUUGGCACCAAAGGGAUUGAAGGGCAUGGGUACGACUUCAACAUCAACUAUCGGAUUGGAAGCAAAGCUGUAG